UGAUGGCGUCCAUAUUUCUACACCUGUAUUCUAAUUAGUGUGUGGCUGUGUUGUGGUCUUAUGUUGAUUUCUAGCUUAUUUCACACAUUUACAUUUUAAACGUCACCAAGAAAUUAUUGAGUGUGAUGCUACGAUUUCUUUAGUAAUACAGUAAAUAGAAAGUCAACCAUAUUGGUACACCCAUAUGCUCUUCUGUAUGAAUGCAAUCUACCAUUUUGGAACUCCAAUGUAAACACUGUACAGGGUAUUGCUUUCUUUUCCCCCUCUUCGCCUCGUUAAUUUUAGAGACUGUGGUUUGCGCUGGACAUGGAGCCCACGGGAAGGAAAGACAGACUACGGCCCAGGGAGACAGUGAGCCGACAGGAAAAAGCAAAACACCGUGCAGCUCAACAAGAACUGAAACAACGCCAGAGGGCUGAGAUCUAUGCGCUAAACAGGGUCAUGACAGAACUGGAGCAGCAGCAGUUUGAAGCGUUUUGCAAACAGAUGCAAGCAGCUAGCAAGUGACCUGUGCACGUGCCUUAACCUGCCGUCUAAAGCUCCCUGCCCAGUUCUGACCGCUGUACACUCGUGUCAGCCUGGACGUUAAGAAGAAAUUGUUUAAAAUGUGUUUGUUUUUUUUCCCCUCCAGAAGCAACUCCACUGUUUCAUUUGUUUUUAAAUUAAAAAUGAGAAAUGUAUUAUACUCCUGUAUUAUCUCUUUGUAAAGUGAUUCUGCAUAGUUAUUUAUUUCUGCUUAAAGGGACAUGAAACCCCCCAAAAAAUUAUCUUUUAUGAUUCAGAUAGAAGUCAACUGGAAAGUUGUUUAAACUUUUUAUUUUCUAUUAUUUGCUUAAUUCUCUUGGUAUCCCUUAUUGAAGCAGCAGUGCAGUACUGGGAGCUAGCUGAACACAGGGUGAGACAAUAACAUGGAGGCAUAUGUGCAACCACCAAUCAGCAACUCCUUAGCCUAGCUAGGUAUCCUUUUUCAACAAAGGAUACUAAGAGAAAAAAAACAAAUUAGAUAAUAGAAGUAAAUUAGUCAGUUUAAAUAUGCAUGCUCUCUUUGAAUCAUGAAAGAAAAAAAAAUGGUUUCAUAUCCCUUAAAUGAGUAGCUUUUUGCAGGGAGACAUUUCAGGAAUCCGCAUGAUGGAUGUGUCUAGAGCUCUGGGAUUUUAUCAGACAAUAAUCGUGCACAUAUUCUAUGGAAGCCAUGACGUAACAACAAUUAAAAACACAGAUUUGUUUC
Messenger RNA from Bombina bombina (fire-bellied toad), 1228 nucleotides. It is a transcript of the gene SVBP, whose product is annotated as small vasohibin binding protein. The transcript is spliced from 2 exons. Gene Ontology annotation, biological process: protein secretion; negative regulation of protein ubiquitination. Bases 307 to 507 code for a protein of 66 amino acids. NCBI's taxonomy places the organism in Eukaryota, Metazoa, Chordata, Amphibia, Anura, Bombinatoridae. Gene Ontology annotation, cellular component: apical part of cell. The record is from RefSeq and is a predicted model, not a curated record.